Molecule: messenger RNA, 2694 nt
Organism: Dromiciops gliroides (monito del monte)
Lineage: Eukaryota; Metazoa; Chordata; Mammalia; Microbiotheria; Microbiotheriidae
Gene: METTL21A
Product: methyltransferase 21A, HSPA lysine
Exons: 4
Coding region: 253-906 (217 amino acids)
Biological process (GO): peptidyl-lysine methylation
Cellular component (GO): cytosol; cytoplasm
Molecular function (GO): protein-lysine N-methyltransferase activity
Source: RefSeq, a predicted model, not a curated record
GCCGGCAAUAGACUUCUUUUCAUAGCCAGGCCUCAAGAUUCGAGGCGGGGAGGUUUGGAACCGUUGGGCUUGCAAGAGCUGCCACCCUCCGUCCGUCCCAUCUUCCUGCAAGUCCUGCAGCUGCUCGCGGACGCCUGGCCCUUUAAGGCCGACCUAGGAGACACAGUCAGCCCUGGGGGGCGGGGAAAACCGCCGCGCCGGCCGCCCGCGAGUCUGAUUGAGGGCAAAGCCUCCAGAUGGACUAAAAUCAAAAUGGCGCUGGUUCCCUACGAUGGCGAAGGAAUCGGGAUACAGAAGUUCCACAAACCUCUGGCCACCUAUACUUUUGCAAACCGCACCAUCCAGAUCCGGCAGGAUUGGAAGCAGCUGGGCGUGGCGGCCGUUGUUUGGGAUGCGGCUGUUGUUCUCUGUACCUACCUGGAGAUGGGGGCUUUCAAUCUUCAAGGCUGCUCUGCAGUUGAACUAGGAGCUGGAACAGGAUUAGUGGGCAUCGUGGCUGCUUUGUUGGGUGCUCAUGUGACCAUCACUGAUCGGGAAAUAGCAUUAGAGUUUCUCAAAUCCAACGUUCAAGCCAACUUGCCUCAGGAUCUAUAUCCAAAAGCUGUGGUUAAGGAGUUGACUUGGGGGCAAAAUUUAGGGAACUUCUCACCAGGAAACUUCGACUUGAUCCUGGGGGCUGACAUCAUCUACCUGGAAGAGACUUUCCUGGAUCUCCUUCAAACCCUGGAGCACCUCUGCGGCGACCGCUCUGUAAUCCUUCUCUCCUGCCGCAUUCGAUAUGAACGGGAUUAUGACUUCUUAAAGAUGCUGGGAAAGCAUUUCACUGUUCAUGAGGUUCACUAUGACCUGGAGAAAGAUGUGCACAUAUAUAAAGCACACAGGAGAAGCCACAAGGAAGACUUGUAGAAUCUGGGUACAAGUAUAUGCCAUAGACACACUCAAAAAUUUUGGAGGUCACCUUAUCAGUUAAACGCUAAGUGUUGUGGCAUCCUACGCGUUUAUCUGUAUCACCAUUGAUUCCUUAUUUGGUAAUAUCUUCUCAGGCACAUCAAAAUCGGAAGAAUGAAGCAUUUGGCAGCAUUAAUCUCAUGAUGAAGUACUCCUAUGCAUAGGUUCUUAGACAUAUCUGGAUGUUGGUUUAGGGAUAGGGACUGGACCUAUGAUUUAUGAUUUCAGUCUUUGUGACUUUCAGGUAAGGAAACUCCUAUCAACAUAGAUCAGCACCUUCCCAUAAACUUUCUGUAUUCAGAGUGCCUUUGAGGACCAAGAAGGAAAGUGACCUGGCCAGUGGGUCAGAGGUGGCCCAUGAACCCAGGUUGUCCUGGCUUCUAGGACAGCUCUGUAUGCCAAACUGCCUCCUAUGGAUUUCGGAAGGCUGAGUUAUAUAAAUGACUUAGAAUUCCUUGGGAAUGUUCAGUGUUUAAUAUAGAGUUUUCAAAAUGUGAAAGAAAUUUGUUUAUAUAUUCUCUGACCUUCUAUUGCAAUCUUGUCUUUCUUGCCCCUCUGUAGGUCUUUUCUACUUUUGUCUGGAGCCUGCAAUUUGUAUUUAGGAAACAUUAUAUGUUCAUUUGCGUAAAAAUAUAAUAAGAUGAUUAAAAUAAAUAUUUUGGGUAUUUUGAAAAAUGAGCUCUUAUCUGUAAAAAUAAUCAUUUUUUACCUUUUUUUGAAUUGCUUGUUGAAUUUCUGUUAGCUUCUGAUAAAAAGAUCAUGGUUAAUUCUUUACAACUUAACUUUCUAAUUCAUUCUGUUCUUGCAUAGGGGCCUUUCAAAAAGUGCACAGUAGAUUAUACGGAACAUCAAAAUGUGGUAGUGUAGCAUGAAUAGAAGAGGAUGGUUUUACAUUUCAUUGGCUUGUCCUUUUAUUCUCUCUCUCUCUCUCUCUCUCUUUUUUUGUAUGGCAAUAAUGGUUAAGUGACUUGCCCAGGGUAACACAGCUAGUAAGUGUCAAGUGUCUGAGGCCAGAUUUGAACUUAGGUCCUGCUGAAUCCAGAGCUGGUGCUUUAUCCACUGUGGCACUUAACUGCCCCCUUGUCCUUUUAUUCUCAAAUGUAAAGAUUUGAUGAAGGGUAAAACUUCAUUCAUAAAUAACAUGUUUUAGGUCACAUGUGGUUUUGUUUGUUUGUUUGUUUGUUUAAAGGAUAGAGCUAGCCUAAGUGUGGUAGUAGCUUUCUAUAGUCCCUGCUGCUGGGGAGGUUUGAGAAUGGUAUGUAGUUUGAGGACUGGGAUUUCUGAGAAGUGGUAGGGUUCAUGCUGACUGGUUGUAUACUUCAAAUCUGGGACCAGUGUAGUGGGCUCCCACACUGCCUAAGGAGGGGAGUACAGUCCAGGUUGGAAAAGUGCAGGGCUUUGGUGCUGUGACUGGUCCAAGCGAGAUGGUGAGGCCAGGCCUCUUUCCUCAAAAGUAAAUGAAUUGAUAGUAGCUUGACACUUUUAGACUAAAAGCAGGUACUUUUCAGUGAUAAAAACCAUCAUUUUUUGUACAGAUAAUUUUUGAGAAUUAAAAAUUGAUUUUAUUUAAUUCCAAGUAGACUAUGCCACAGCAACUGGCAAACUUUUUUCUUUCUUUCUUUCUUCUUUUUUCUUUGUUUUUUGGUUUUAUAUACAUACACAGUGUCUGAAAUGACAAAAUUUGUAAUUCAAGGAAAAUCCCUUGUCAUCCUGCUUGUAAAAACAACACAAAACAAAAAAAUAAAA